Messenger RNA from Linum tenue, 1490 nucleotides. The record is from the annotation of a GenBank genome assembly. NCBI's taxonomy places the organism in Eukaryota, Viridiplantae, Streptophyta, Magnoliopsida, Malpighiales, Linaceae.
CUCUUCUUUGCUUUUGAGGGGUUUGGGUUUGUCUAUCUCUUUCAAAGGGAAAUGGUGGGUGCUUAUCUCCAUGCAACCAAAUCAUAAGCCACUCAUGAUAUAAUCAUCAACUCCCCCUUUGCAGAUUCCAAACUUCUCUCUCUCAAAGCUCAAAAAAAAAAAAAAAAAAAAGCAACCAACUUUUUGGCUUACGAUGAUGAGAACUAGUAGUAGUAGCCCUUCGCCACACUUCCCCGACCUCUCCCUCCAGAUCAGCCUGCCCUCCACCGCCGCCGUUUACCACAGCGAGAGCAGCAGGAGCACUACCGGCUCCACCACCACGGAUUCCGGCAGCAGCGAUUUCAGCCACGACAACAAAAACACGGCCACCAACGCCGGGUUCCUCAGCUUGGGAACAUUCGACGGUCAGAACCGGGCGGUGGCGGCGGAUCAUUAUUAUCAUAACCAAAGCCAUCAAACGUUAAUGGGUCGUCCCACUUCCUACCACCACCAUCAUCAUCAUCAUCAGCCGCAAAUCUACGGCAGGGAUUUCAAGAGGAGCGGCGGAGGUGGAGGUGGCGGAGGGAGGAGGAGCGUUAGAGCGCCGAGGAUGAGGUGGACCACCACCCUCCACGCUCACUUCGUUCAUGCCGUCCAGCUCCUCGGCGGCCAUGAAAGGGCGACGCCAAAGUCGGUGCUGGAGCUGAUGAACGUGAAGGAUCUAACCCUAGCUCACGUCAAGAGCCACUUACAGAUGUACAGAACGGUGAAGAGCACUGACAAAGGAUUACCAACAGGAGGGGAGAUGGCAGGAAAGGACGAUCUCAACCAAAUUCCUGACCAUAGAAUCAGUCAUUUUAGUGAUCAUGAUGAUAAUAACAAUAAUGGCGAAGAAGAAGAUAUGAUUGUGGAAGUGGAAGCAGCAGCUGCAGCUGCAGGAAGAGGAAGCAGAAAAUUAUUAUCCGCAGCAGCAGCAGAGAAUGAAACCGACUCUUCUCCUCCUUAUUCUCUCAUCAUCAAUAACCCAACACCCCAAAAGGCCAAACAUAGGCUAUAAUAGAUCAAACCCUGAUCACCAUCACCAGGUCUCAUUGACUCGUUCUCAAUUUAACCCGUGUGACCUAAUGAUGAUUAAGGAAAAGGUAGAAAGGCAACAAGAGGUGAGAUCAGUGAAUUUAGAUAUCACACUUGGAAGGCCAAGCUGGCAAAUGGAUGCAGCCGUCUAUUCAGCUGAAUCUUCAAGCCAUAAUGAGUUGACCCUUCUCAAGUGUUGAUCAAAUCAAAGGAGAGGAGGAGAAAGAAGAACACGAAAGAAGACAAGUUAAUCACAAUUAAGCACUAACAAGAAGAAGAAAAAUUAGAAUCACCAGUCAUAAUCCAUCUUCAUCAAUCUCUCCCUCACUUGUUGUAUUUGUGAACUUUCAUGCAUUGACCAAAAUAUAUCUAAUCCAAAAGUUUCUCUUGUCCUUCAUAUCAAAGUCAAUUGAUUUCGUCUCGAGUUAGUUGUGUGC